AUGAGCGCAUUGGACCUCGAACACUCGGCUAUGGACACAAACCCAGAAGGUGCCUGCCGCAGGCCAACACCUGAAGAUUGGGCCAAGAUGAAGAUUUAUAUUCAUGAAGUCUACAUCAAGAAAAAUAGAUCAAGAAAAGUGUUGAUGCAAAUGAUGAAAAGAAGGGGGUUCGACGCAACACCCAAGAUGUAUGCCGAUCAGUUCAAAAGAUGGGGUGCAGAAUUCAACAAGAACCAGAACUCAAAUGGUACACGACUUGUCUUCAGUAGUGAUACUCCCAGAACACGACCCAGACGUAAAGUUGACCAAGUUGUACCAAGAGCUCAUUUUCCUCACCUACGACCUCGUUUAUGCAUGGACAUCCAAUUGUCCGACGGACAUAGCAGGUACAGGGCUUUUCUAAACUCGACAGAAGUUUAUAUAUAUGGUCUAUUUGACAGUUUCAACCUCUCUGCAAACAUGUUCAACAUCAUUGUCCCUGCGGGCACCACAGAUUAUUCGUCAGUCUGGCAACAGAUAGGUGCUGAGGUAUUCGGCUUCAUAACACUUCUGGAAAGCAACCAAAAUGACGAAGCAUGGAGAACAUACAACAUUAUUGGUGAGAGGCUGAAAAGUAUUGUUGGUGUCGAAAAUGACUAUGGGAUGAUCAUCAAGCUCUGGCCCAUAUGUAUCAGGCUUCUCAAUGCAGCCGUGAUUUACAGAGAUGAUUCGAUCUUGUUCAGAUUCCUUCACUUUAUACGUCGACUGGCAAUUCAACGUUACAAACAAGGCGGCCGAGACCAUCCCAUUCCCAAGCUGCUCACAUGCUUGUGUCAGAUUCCAAUCAGCGAGUUUUCCAAAGCCAUACAGAUGGGCUAUUUGAAGACGAUCCAUUGCCUUGAGAAUCGACUGUCGUUUGGUAACACUCUUGUACUGUCAACAUGGUCCAACUACAUGAACAAGUGUGAUCGUCAAGCGUUGCCUGUCGAUGUUCUCACCUCGCGCUAUUCAACUGUUCUGCAAGCGGCUAGGCAGACAUUCACACCGACGGGAACAAGGACAAUUGAGAUUCUCCACGAUUACAUUUAUGCUGCAUACUACAAUGCUGAGGAUUAUCAGUUGACGUGGAAUCUUGCUUGGGAGACUGUCAAACUAGCUGGGUCUCCAGAACUGAUGGGGGAGCACCCGAUUUGGUGCAAGGCGAUGCAAAGUUAUGCCUUAGCAGUAAAGUCGAUGUACAUGAUUUCUCACGAUACGGGUCCAAGACAUCUAGCGGUUACAGAACUUGAAUUAGCUAUUAAGAGGUUGGAAGGGGGAGACAGAGAAUGUGGAACGAGAGCGCAGAUGUUAAGGGGUUUACUUCACAGAGGCGAGAAAAAUGUGUUAGAAAAACAAUAA
Fusarium pseudograminearum CS3096 is the source of this 1377-nucleotide messenger RNA. RefSeq lists its product as uncharacterized. The record is from RefSeq and is a predicted model, not a curated record. The transcript is spliced from 2 exons. The coding region runs from base 1 to 1377 and encodes 458 amino acids. Lineage: Eukaryota; Fungi; Ascomycota; Sordariomycetes; Hypocreales; Nectriaceae.